AACCCUUUGCAAGGCCUCAGAAUCUGCAGUCAGUGCUGCAGAGAGCAGCAGAGGGGGUGGUCCUUGAUUGCUGGAAGAGUCACAGAUUGAGAGAGAAAGAGAGAGAGAGAGAGAGAGAGAGCGAGUGAAGGCAGAGUCUCCACCCGCUUCCAAGAGAAGCAAACCGUUACUUCAUGUGCUGUGCCUGUACUGGAGUGAGCAGUUUUCUCGCAUGUAUAUCUGUGCGCACAGAGCAACAACCCACCCUGACUGCUGGCUCUCCAUGUACAUGGCCAAGGUGCCACAGUCCUCACGGCAGGCUGGCAUGAGCGCCAACCAGGCAGCAUGAAGAGCGGGCACCAGCGGUCGGGCUGCGCGUGCCAAUAUUUGUUCCGCAAGAUCCUGGCAAAGUGCGGAUGUUGUUACAGAGUACGAGAGUCGUACUCGGUGACGGGCAGCGAGGGCAGCAUCUCCACCUCCGUGGCCUCCAUCCAGCCGCAGCCAUCCACCAGCUCGGCGCCCAGCUCGCCCAGCUCCAAGCGCUCGGUGAGCACGCUGAAGAAGUGGCUGACUAGCCCAGUCCGCAAACUCAGCAGCAGCAAGGUCAACAGGCGGGUGAAGAAGCUGGAGAGUAAACCCAAGAAAGCGGAGCGCAGGAAGAGCAUCGACUUGGGGAUCGUCAACAAAGGCAGUGAAGCUCAGGAGGUGAAGGGAUGGAAGGAUGGGCCAGCCAGUCGCAGGUCAUCCAGAGAUGAACGGAUAACAGAAGUAAUUCCAGAGGCGCCUCCGGUUGCUCCUGAAGCCCCGAAGAAAGAGGUAGAAGAACAGGAUACUGCAGUGCAGUCUCCAGUCUCCCACCUCUCCGAUCAGGAUGGGGCAGUGGCCCAUCCCCCCAAUGGAUUCCCACGCCAAUCAAUCACCAAUACCAAUACCAACACCUCAGUCAAUACCGAGGAAGAAAAGAGGAAUGCCUUAGAAAAGAGUAUGUACGUACUUCAAGAACUUGUAGAAACAGAAAAAUUAUAUGUGGCCGACCUGGGUUUUAUAGUGGAGGGAUAUAUUGCAACAAUGAAUGAAAAAGGAGUGCCCGAGGAUAUGAAAGGCAAAGACAAAAUAGUUUUCGGGAACAUUCACCAGAUCUAUGAAUGGCACAAAAACUAUUUCUUAGGCGAGCUGGAGAAAUGCCUAGAGGAACCAGAGCGACUGGCAGUGCUCUUCAUAAAACAUGAAAGACGGUUACACAUGUACGUGGUUUAUUGCCAGAAUAAACCUAAAUCAGAGCAUAUCGUCUCCGAGUACAUCGACACCUACUUUGAAGAGUUGAAGCAGCAGCUGGGCCACAGGCUUCAGUUGAAUGACUUACUUAUCAAACCCGUUCAGAGAAUCAUGAAGUACCAGCUUCUUCUGAAGGAUCUCCUGAAGUAUUCAAAGAAGGCUGAGCUGGACACCACUCAGUUAGAGAAAGCUGUGGAGGUGAUGUGCUUUGUACCCAGGCGCUGCAACGAUAUGAUGAAUGUGGGUCGCUUACAAGGCUUCGAGGGCAAGAUCACAGCUCAGGGAAAACUCCUUCAACAGGACACCUUCCACGUGAUCGAACAAGAUGCCAGCUUUCUGUCCCGCAGCAAGGAGCGGCGAGUUUUCCUCUUCGAGCAGAUCGUGAUCUUCAGUGAGCCACUGGAUAAGAAGAAGGGAUUUUCACUGCCAGGUUAUCUCUUCAAGAACAGUAUUAAGGUUAGCUGCCUAGGCCUUGAAGAAUCUGUGGAUAAUGACCCCUGUAAAUUUGCCUUGACCUCACGUGGGACAGACGGGAAUAUGGUGCGAUAUGUCCUACAAGUCACGAAUCCUGAAAUCCGGCAGGCCUGGGUUUCGAAUGUUAGUCAAAUCCUGGAGUCGCAGCGGAACUUUUUGAACGCUCUGCAAUCUCCCAUUGAGUAUCAGCGGAGGGAGAAUAAGUCCAACAGCUUGGGCAGACCCCGUGACACCAGGACAGCACUGUCCAUCUCAGCCGGCAUGAGGCCCCACUCUUCAGCGUCCAUGGAUAGAAACCAGUUUCCCUCCAUGAAGGCCUACAACACGUCACUGCCAGCUUUGUUCCUGCCCCCCUGUCGGACUGGCAGCACCAGCUUGGAAACACAUCAGCCACAAAGCCAAGACAAGCACGCCAGGGAUGGAAAUUCUAACAAGACUGAUGGCCACAGCCACAACUCAGAGGACAAGCACAGGAGCCAAGACAAGCUGGAUGAAAGCAACCUAUAAAAUCGCUGCUUUGUUGUGUUUUGUUUUUGCUUAAAGGAACUUAGGUUCUGGAGCUUAUACACCAGGGGUUCAAGUAGCCACUACCGGUUCUUAGUCCAUGAACUAAUUCUCAGAGCGUGUCGGUUAAGAUUUGACGUGUUGGCAGAUUGUAUCAACUGGGUUUGUUUCAACUAUCGACAGUGUUCUGUAGCACACUAGUUAUGUGUGAUAAUAGACACAUUCUCCUCGAAAGUCAAAGGCAUUGUGCUGUCAUGAGGUUCAUAUCAUUCAUGCUUCUGGGUACAGUUUUCACAUUGGUUUGUAGGUACAUCAUGACUCAGUGGUGGCAAGUCAAAUGAACUCUCCCUUUGUUAGACUAAAGGCAAUUGUUAUCAUUGAUAGAUAAGGCUUUUCCUCUCAGAUAAAAUCAAUUGUAUGUGAUUUCCAAAUGAAAUUCAGCUACCUUCAGUGGCCAGUGAGAGAUCCCUGUUCAGUAAGAGAGGAGAAUUACCUGCACUCUCUAUGUUAAGCUUCACCCAUGAAGUAGGUCACCCCUACGUUUGUAAUGUUACUUUCAAAACGUGUCUGAUCCACUCCACCGCAAUCACUGAGACACCAAAGUGCUGUUUUCAUUCAUCUUCUUCACAGUCCUGAGUCCUGCCAGCUAACCCAAGCUCAACUCCCCAUCAUCAAACAGCUGGUAAUGUGAACCCCAGUAGCUACUGAAACAUCUGGAGGCCGAGGCCAAAGUUUCAGAAUAUCCAAUCCUCCUGUCUCCGCAGGACUUGUGCCCAGCUUUUAGCACACCGCACAAUGCUUUUGAAUUUUAUCGCUGGUGUCUGAGCACUCAACGUAAGCCCUGUUGCCCUCUUCAACUGGAGAAUGGGAAAGCAGGAGGGUAACUCCAAGAUUAUCCUUAUCCAAAAUACAAAUCAAAGCAUAGUCGGCCUUCUGCAGUGAAGACCAUUGCACUCCACUUGGAAUUAACUGCAACAGAAGCAAAAAAACUGCCAAGGUACAGUUAGUGAAAGGUCCAGUGACUGCAAUGUUUUGAGGGAUGUCCUGGUGGUCUGCCUCUGGCCCACAAGCUUGCGCUAGAAGUCGGGGAAACAGCCUGCGAGCUUCUCUGCAACUUUCAAGUUCCCGCACCGCAUCCAUGGGCAUGUGCUUCAAGCUGGGCUCACUCGAAUGGCUCCUUGCCCCAACUAAUCAGGCGUGCAGAAUCCGUCGCACCUCAGCUGCUUUGCGGCAGUUCAUUGGUUCCCACUCCUGGUCAGCAUUAGCGCAGUAUCAAGGUGGUAAGUGGAUUAAAAAUAAGAACCACCUUGUCUUGGCUGAAGGCAAGAAAGAAAUGGAUCCAGGCUCCCCUGAACCCUGUGGUUAAUGUGUAAAUGCUCAAUUGGAAUAUGCUCCAAGGGACACUCUAAAUCUGAGCUGGUACGAUUGCAUCCAUCAUUUGGUGUUAAUCCUUGAAAAUAUGCUUGCUUACAUUCCAACACUUGAUCAUGCACUCUUUCUAACCUGGUCUCAGCCAUCCAGUCCCUUGCCUUCUUGAGCUCCUGCCACUGGAAUGGGUUUGUUCUAUAAGUAGAAUAAUAAUUAACUUACCCAGUUAGAGACCUCGUCAGAGGAUUCGGAUGUGCCAGGUUAUGGUACAUCCGUCCUCCCUGGUAUGUGUCAUAUGCUUGAUAUGUGCGAUCUCUCGUUUAAUUUGUCCUGUGUGAGAGCAAGCUUCAUGAUUUCCUGAUCUGCUCAGAGCAUAGAAAUCGUUCACGGGAUAUGUGCAAAUUGGACAGCCUGCCAGAGGGAUUCGAAAUAUAUUUAUUGUAUAUACGAAGCCUGCUUUUUGUAUCAGCAGGGAAUUAAACGCCCUCUUCUGAAAAUGCUGCUCUGUGCUGGUGUGGGUUUUACACGGUGCCGAGAGGGAUUCCUGACCCAAGUAUCCUUAGUUAGCCUGGGAUUCAGCAGCGCUCCAUUCCUAAAUUGAUAUCGACCCAUGCUCAUUUUCCAGUGGGAAUCAUGGAAGUCAGGUCAGGAGCAAGAUCUGGGAAUGUCUUAUCUACGUGUAACAGCCUUUUACCUUUAAUCAGGCAACUCCAAGCAGCCUGGGGCUUAAAGCAGACGGCUGUGUACCACCACAGCACACUGCCUGGUGCAUUUAGCUCACAGGUCAUUGAAAGGUAUCUUGCUACCCUGUGGCAAGAUACCUUUACUUUAAAAGAUCCAUAAUUCAGUAUAUUGGUUGAGCCACGUGGGGAACUGUACCAUCUUCUACAUUCAACAGCAAAAGAAUAAUGCUCAGCGAUGAGAGAUCCACUCAUUGGCACAAAAUGAAGGACUCCAAUCUUUACGGGAAGAAGAUUAAGCUCUCAAUUUUUUUCCCAAUCUUACAGACAAGCAAAAAUCAGAAAGUGCUGGAAACACUCAGCAGGUCAGGCAGCAUCUGUGGAGGGAGAAAAGGAGAAACAGUUAAUGUUUCAAGUCCGGGAUCCUUCGUCAGUUCUGUUGAAAGGUCCCAGACCUGAAACAUUAACUCUGUUUCUCUCUCCACAGACGCUCAUUUUCUGUUUUUAUUUCAGAUUUCCAGCAUCUGCAGGUGUUUACGCUUUUCACUUACUGACAAGCAGAUGUCACCAGAUUGCUGUGGUGUAGAUCCCAACCUCCAGCUCUCUGACAACUCCCUGCUUAUUGUGCAACGUUGCAGAAUGAGCACAAAAGCAUCUCCUCUACAUUCGUGGCCACAUGCCAGGUUUUAGAUGUGGGGGAAACCCACGCAGAAUGUGCAAACUCCACGCAGUCAGCACCGGAGGUCAGGAUUGAACCCGGGGCUCUGGAGCUCUGAGGCAGAGGCUCUACCCGCUGAGCCACAGUACUACCCCACAAGCAAUAUGACAGUUUUACAGUUAAAUAGCGAUUUAAAUAAAUUAACUGGAGGUGGGCAAAAUAUUUAGAUGUGACAUGGCUUUGGAAAAUAAGACAGAAUUGAAACAGUCUCAUCAGUCUACGGAAACAGCACUACUUUGGUACACUGGGAAGAGAAACGGGUUAUUCAAGACCUCUGCCGUCCAAAUAAAUCAUGUCGGACUCUCACCCCUUCUCCAACUGAGGAACAGGCAAGAAAGUGGAGCUGAAGUCAAGAUCGGAUCUGCUCCGAUCGUCUUCAAUGAUGGUGCAGGCUUGAGGGGCUGAAUGGCCUACUCUUGCCCUUAUUUCCUUUUACCCAUUUGGCGCCCAUCAUCCACAGCCAUUUGGGGAAGAAAUCUCCACGUCUACAGCCCUUGGUGUAAAAAAAAGUGUUUCUCGAUUUUGCCCUUGGUGGUAUUUUUAAGACUAUCUUCCUAUGAUCUGUUUUUUAACUUCAGAGGAAUCAUUUCUCUGGAUAUUUCCUAUUUUAGCAUUUUAAACACCUUGAUCAGGUCUCCACUGAACCCUUCUGAACACAAGAGAAUGUAAGCCAAGUUCGUGUGGCCUAUCUUCCUACCUUAACGCACUCAAGAUUAGGAGAUCCAGAGAGUUCCUCUGAUGGUUCUGCUGGUAACAGCACUGAACUGAAUCCCAGAGGGAACUUUCCUCCUGAGUUCUAGCUCUUGAGGUUACAGUUAGUGUGUUCAAGCAAUUAGCCUCAGCUGUGAUGGAUAUUGGAUGACUAUAGUUGGCCUAGCAGAAAAAUAUUCGGGUUUUUGAUCAAUAAUGACCAGACCGGUAGGGUUGGGUUUACCGAGGGAAGGUUCGACAAAAGCCCACUGAGCCUUCAGGAUGGUCAGUGACUCACCACCACCCUCCCAGCACAAGGCAGGGAGACAUGACGGGCUUAAAAAGGGAAUAAAGGGGGGGGAUUAGGUCAGUGGAAUGUAUGAUUCCAAUUACCAAUAUAUCUUCUGUCAGUUUGUCAUUGCGUUUCCACAGAGUUCACUGCUGAGCAUUUUUCUGUGUAUUAUAUUCCUGUACAUGCAUGUUUUAAUAAAAUAUUGUCUUUUAAAGAAAUGUUGAG
Pristis pectinata (smalltooth sawfish) is the source of this 6205-nucleotide messenger RNA. RefSeq names its product rho guanine nucleotide exchange factor 25-like. Gene Ontology annotation, cellular component: plasma membrane; cytoplasm. Gene Ontology annotation, biological process: intracellular signal transduction; axon guidance. Lineage: Eukaryota; Metazoa; Chordata; Chondrichthyes; Rhinopristiformes; Pristidae. The record is from RefSeq and is a predicted model, not a curated record. The coding region runs from base 325 to 2235 and encodes 636 amino acids. The transcript is spliced from 15 exons. Gene Ontology annotation, molecular function: guanyl-nucleotide exchange factor activity.